Homarus americanus (American lobster) is the source of this 1364-nucleotide messenger RNA. RefSeq names its product 39S ribosomal protein L37, mitochondrial-like (gene mRpL37). The coding region runs from base 132 to 1328 and encodes 398 amino acids. The transcript is spliced from 8 exons. The record is from RefSeq and is a predicted model, not a curated record. Gene Ontology annotation, cellular component: mitochondrion. Lineage: Eukaryota; Metazoa; Arthropoda; Malacostraca; Decapoda; Nephropidae.
CUUAGAUCAGUUUCUUGUGAUGUAAACAAUGUUGUUGUCGGUGAAGGUAGUUAGGGUAUACUGUAUACCGUAACUAUUGUUGUUUAAGGAAGGGUGUUGCUGUUAUCAGAGGUACACUGUAGCCAUCCACCAUGAGGGUCACUGAGUUAAGGUUUGCACAGAAUAUAGGUUCCCACUUCAAGGCACUGUGGCUGAUACAGGGGAAGAAGAGAGUCUCUGACACUGGGGCUGCGGCCAUCCUCAGGGCUAAAGGAGUGCCAGUUGUGCAUCCCCAAGAGGUCCUGUCACCUGCAUAUGAUCGCCCGUUUGAAAAGGUUGAUCUGUUACCAAGACUAGAACCUGUUAAGGAAUUAGAAGAGAAACAAACUCUGUGCCAUGUGUUCACCAAUAAAUUCUCCCCAGUGAUGGGCGUGUCUCAAGUUCAGCUCAUCACAAACUCUGUCGUUCGAUCUGGUUUGCCUGAAACUGUACUGGAGCGCGCCGUUGAGAACACGGCCGAGGAAGAUGAGAAAGUGAAAGAGGCAAUUCUUCAUGCAUAUCUGUUGGACUCCAAACAAAUUAAGUUAACGAGGGUAUUGGACGUCAUCAACAGACCGGGAUGGAUAUAUAAGCGAGAAUAUGGUAUCCCAGUGGCAAGAAGGCACAAGACUCUGACAUACCAGCUCCUGCUCCUUCUUGAUCAUUUAGUGCCUGGGGCAGCUGAGAGGCAGCUGGUGGAGGAUACCAUCACCACUGCCAAUUUUAACCAUUCAGAUCGUCUUAUACAGACGAAGCACAGAGCAGCCUUCAUCUUGUCGUCACCAAAUCCGUUACCUCAGCUUUUAGAUAAUGAGGAAGUAAAGAGUUUGGAAGAGGAGACAAUGCCAGACAUAUAUCCUCUCUCACCGUUUAUUAACUGUCGAGCAAUCGGGAAUUACUCUUUGGAGGAUUCCUAUGGUGUUGGAAGUGGUCACCUUCAUCCACACACCAUCUUCAUCCAUCACAACCAGUCCAGGAUGCCACACUCCGAAGAGCACUUUAAUGGGAUGACUCUCCUUUAUGCCUUUUCACAUGCUGCUGCAUAUGCCAAGCAAAUAGCCAAGAUUGAAAAUGGCAACUUGGAGAAGCCUGUAGUAGUGCAGGUAGUCCAUAUGCACAAGCAACAUUUCCACAUGGGAGUGUUUCAGCUCAACACCCUCAACCUGACUGGGCUAAGCAAGAACAUUUUUUGGACCCAGCCUUGGGAACCUCUCUUUGGUAAAUGUUGCUUCCAAGCUGCAAAACCUGUGCUAGAGGGCUACAAUCCUAAAGUCUUCAGCCUUCUAAAAGGACUACAUGCCCAGUGUUGAUAUAUUGUUCAUAUGAAAUAGACAUUGUAGUAGGUA